This is a messenger RNA of Spea bombifrons (plains spadefoot toad), 1028 nucleotides long. RefSeq names its product RAN guanine nucleotide release factor (gene RANGRF). The coding region runs from base 63 to 632 and encodes 189 amino acids. The record is from RefSeq and is a predicted model, not a curated record. Gene Ontology annotation, cellular component: nucleus. Lineage: Eukaryota; Metazoa; Chordata; Amphibia; Anura; Pelobatidae. Gene Ontology annotation, biological process: protein import into nucleus; heart contraction; regulation of membrane depolarization. The transcript is spliced from 6 exons. Gene Ontology annotation, molecular function: guanyl-nucleotide exchange factor activity; small GTPase binding; transmembrane transporter binding.
UGCCCUACUUCCUGUCCAGAGCACGUUGCAUACAAAGCCGGGAAGCAGAUGCCCCACUCGUGAUGGAUGUGAACGCCGCGGGGCAUCCGCUCUUUGGUGGAGCUUUCUCUGCUGUUCUGCCCCAGCCCUUCCAUGAUGUCAGUGAUCUCCGGGAGAUCCCCGAUAACCAGGAGGUUUUUGUGCACAGCGGCACCGAUCAGAGCGUCAUCGUGGAGCUGCUGGAGUAUCAGGCGGGGAUGAGCGACCCGGACGCCGCCAGAUACCACUUUGAAGACGUGGCGUCGAGUAACGGCGCAGAGGGGCGGUCGGAAGUGCUGAGUGUGGAGCCUCUGCCAUUGGCGCAGCUCUCGCUCACCAACUGCGCCAGCGCAUGGGCACUGACCGGUCUGCAGCAGGUGGCCAAGUUCAAUGAACAGGCUCUGAAUACCGUCCGUGUGCACUUGGUGUUAUUCCGGCUGCCUCAGCAUUCCACAGACCUACUCGUCACGUUUAAUGACCCUGUUGCUAUUGACCCGUCCAGCAGCAGCGCAGUGGGCGGAGUCAGUGCUGCGGCGUCUCCUCCUUGGACACCUGAAGAUUUUAACCGUUUCCUGGGUAGUUUGCGGCUCCAUGACCCCGGCAUCUUUGGCUGAUCGCCCGCCGCUGUUUACUUGGAUCCGUUUAACGGGCAGAAAGGACUGUUGGGGCAGACUGACAGGGGGCAUUUAUAUAAGCAAGAGAUACCACACUUCAGCAGAGACGGGGUUAACUAUUAAAAUAAAACGCCCCGGGGCAAAGAGUGGCGAGAAUCUGACGCCCAGCAAACCUCUUUAGGGGAUCUGGUGGAUCCAUUAUGGGUUAUCAGUAUUAACCCUUCGAGCGGCAGUAGUAACCCUCCGAGGCAGUUAGCGGAGAGUGCCCCAUAUUUGCCCCUUUUAAACAUUUGUCUGCCUCCUGCUCGUCGUCGGACUGACGGGGACUUUCACGUAUGUACUCUGCGUGUUCAUGUGUCCUGUUAGCGUGCAGUACAAUAACACACUUUCACGCGU